Messenger RNA from Paecilomyces variotii, 1963 nucleotides. Its product is annotated as alcohol dehydrogenase. The coding region runs from base 400 to 1671 and encodes 423 amino acids. The transcript has a single exon. Gene Ontology annotation, cellular component: mitochondrion. NCBI's taxonomy places the organism in Eukaryota, Fungi, Ascomycota, Eurotiomycetes, Eurotiales, Thermoascaceae. Gene Ontology annotation, molecular function: alcohol dehydrogenase (NAD+) activity; metal ion binding. The record is from RefSeq and is a predicted model, not a curated record.
GAUCUAUUACUCAUCACGGCUGCCCGUAGCGUACCAGUACAAGCCUUUGGCCGAUAUUGAAUCCUCCGCUUUUACCAUGCCCCGCGCUGGAUAAGAUGCGGAAUGCUCCUGUGCGCCGCGAUAUGUAUUCCAUUCGUCUGCAAAGAAAGACAGACAAGAAGGCAUCCAAAGAAGGCAGUAGGUAAAUCAUCAACUUAUACCACAACCAUCCCAUGCGUACAGGAGAUGGUAAGGUAUAUCUCAUGACGUCAGCUUUUAUUAUUUAGAUAGCGAUAUGGAAGUGUACACUUAGCGUUAGAUAACUCGGUUCGAUCUUGGAGAGCGCUUACUUACUCCUCAUCAUCCCACUUGAUCAACAAUCCAUCUCUACGCACGAACGAAACAGACCAAUCGCCCAUCAUGUCUAUCCCGUACCCCGAAAAGAAAACUGUCCCCCAGCUCCCCAUUCCUUCACACAAAGACAAGCUAGUCACGUUGAACUCCACCUACCUAGACGACAUCCGCGCCGCCAUCGAGGAGUGGAAGUGUGAGCGCGUCGUCCUCAUCGUCAGCCGCUCUCUAGACCAAAACACCGAUAAAGUCCACAAGUUGGAAAAUGCCCUCGGGUCCAAAUUCUCCGGCAAGAAAGUAGGCGUGGGAUCUCAUUCUCCCUAUCACGAUGUCCUGGCGAUCGCCAAACUGCUCCAUGACAAAAAUGCCGAUUGCGUAAUCUGCAUCGGGAGCUCUUCGUACUCUGAUGCGACGAAGAUUGCAAGAUUAUUGCAUGCUACUUUCCCACCAGAGCAGCUGACGGAAGAAGGCAUGGAGUCUCUGAUCGAUCAGAACAAAGGAUGGACUAGACCUGGAGUGUUUAACGCUCCCCAAACGAAACUCAUCCUCGUGCCGUGCUCGCUGAGCGUUUCGGAAUAUAACCCCAUCAGCAGUGCGACUAACCGAGAUGGGAAGAAGCAGCACUUCAGCGAAUUGCAUUUCGUCCCUGCUGCGGCGGAUCUGAUUCUUCUCGAUCCAGAGGUUGCGAGCACUGCACCGCCAGAGACGCUUUGGUUGCCUUCGGGUGCAAGGGCGGUGGAUCACGCAGUUGAGGGGAUCUGUUGCAACUUGACCGUGCCAGAGGGUGUUGAGUCGUCGAUUAAUGGCCUGAGAGCCAUUAUCCGCGGAUUGAACGAUUACAAGGCCGGCCUAGAUGCAAAGACGCCCUCAACGGACGAGAGCAUGCUUAAAGCUAUAUCGGCCUGUCAGCAAGGCGCAAGAGACGCCAUCAAAGGGCUUCUGGUCUAUGAGAGCAAAGUCGGGCCAUCGCACGCGAUAGGCCACCAGCUCGGUAGUGUAGGUAAAGUGCCGCAUGGGUUGACGAGUUGUAUUUGUCUUCCCCCGACGCUGCGAUACGAGAAAGAGCAUCCGGAAAACAAGUACUUCCGUCUCGAAGGACAACAGACCGUUGUGGAUGUGUUCAAUGAGGAAUUAGGAUGGCAGGAAAAGGAAGCCGGUGAUGCCGUUGAGAGGUUUUAUAAAUCCCUUGGUCUGCCUACGAGGUUGUCAGAUGUUGGAGUCACGGAUGAUGCGGCUGUGCGGAAGAUCGCAGAGAAGACGAUGACUGAUGUCUGGGGCGGUGGUCCAAGACAGAUUGACGAUCCGAAGGAGAUCAUGAAGAUUCUUGAGACUGUGCGGUGAAAACUUUGUCGUUUCCAUGGAGUACCUACUAUAUACGUUCGUUCACAAGUGGUUUGGAGAAGAUAUACGCAGCUCAAUCGUUAUCCUAAUAGCAACACAAACGUUAUGUUUCUGUAUUCCGGCAUGACUACUCUGUAUAUCUUGAGAUCAUGUAUGUAUCCCUCCCUAGUCGGUAAUUCGGGGUAGUAACCACCAAGGACGGAGUAUUCUACCCCGGAUCGGUGCCCAAAUAGCCGAUCUUUACCCCAGACUUUCAUUCUAUCCGCAAUUAAGAAAUCCGGGGUUUGCGGGG